AUGUCUUCAGCCCAAGAACCCGAAGAGCCUAUUAAGUACUUGGAAAUAAGUUCCAAGUACAUCAAGCAUUAUCCAGACGAAAAUCUCAUCGACAAAGACAUAAUUGCACGCGGUGGAUUCGGUUGUUCCGGUAACAUUCUUGUUCAUAUGGGAACGGCAAAACUGGCUGAUUUUGGAUGUUCUAGCGAGCUUACAGCGAUGAUGCCCACAUCUAAUCAUGUCGGAAAAACGGCAUACAUGGAUCCAAAAAUAACAGACCGGGCGUACAAACGCGGGAAGAAAUCUGAUAUUUACAGUUUGGGAAUACUUCUUUGGGAAAUAGCUAGCGGUGAAAGACCGUAUAAGGAUGUAGAACAAGAGAUGAUAAUGUUCUAUGUAAUGCAAGGCAACCGUCCUGAGAGCGCUCUCGAAAGACCUAAAGAAUAUGUCAGUUUAUAUUCACAAUGUUGGGAUGGUGAUCCCGACAAACGACCGGAUUGCGAAGAGGUAUACGAGAGAUUGGAAUCAAUCAACAAACAAGCGCAAGAACAAGCACAGCUUCACCAAGAACCAUCCAAUGAAACUUCAAUAAAACAGACUGAUCAGACGGUGAAAAAGAUAGAACUACGAGGACACGAGCUUGCUAUCCAGAUAAUGAAGCUUCAUGACGAUGAAUCGACAAAGGGGGUGAACGCAGAUAAAGUGAUCGAAAAAAUCAGAGAUUGGCUCAUUCAAAACAAAUAUGAAAAAGAAGACAUUUUUAAUCAACUGAAAUCUCAUAAAGAUUGUGGCGUAUGCAUGUUUCUAGUUGCCGCUAACGCGAAUGGUAGUGACGCCUUGGUAAAUGCUACGAAUCUGGAAUUGGCAUAG
Messenger RNA from Paraglomus occultum, 849 nucleotides. The record is from the annotation of a GenBank genome assembly. NCBI's taxonomy places the organism in Eukaryota, Fungi, Glomeromycota, Glomeromycetes, Paraglomerales, Paraglomeraceae.